Messenger RNA from Dendrobium catenatum, 2271 nucleotides. RefSeq lists its product as uncharacterized. The transcript has 2 exons. Bases 1 to 2271 code for a protein of 756 amino acids. Gene Ontology annotation, molecular function: DNA binding; transposase activity. Lineage: Eukaryota; Viridiplantae; Streptophyta; Magnoliopsida; Asparagales; Orchidaceae. The record is from RefSeq and is a predicted model, not a curated record. Gene Ontology annotation, biological process: DNA transposition.
AUGGAUUUCAAUAGUUUGUGUUAUAUUGUGUUCAAAUAUGGAGGAUAUUGGAGUGCAGUCAAGGGACGGAACAGGCUAAAAUAUGUUUGUGGUAACCAGAGAACUUUAAAGCUUCGGAUAAGUGAUGUCAAUUUGUGCUUACUGAAAGAACGAACCGAAGCUCUAUGCCCGUGGCUAAAGGGUCAUGCUUAUGACCUACACUAUCACAUUAAUGGUACAUCGCCUAAAAAUUACAUGCCCAUUAUAAGUGAUAUUGAUGUAAUGGACAUGCUUUCCUACUCUUCUGGUUCCCAUAGAAUGGAGGUUGUUGUCGUUGUGAAAGAGCUUGAAGAAAAUAUGGGUAUGACUUGUGAUAGUGACCAUAUUGAGAUGCAUGAUUUUAGUGGCAACAAAAUGACAAACCAUGAUGAUUUAGUUGGUGGAAUUUCUGAUGGUGUUAUUAAAAGUCCUGAUUUAGAGGAUAAUUCCCUAGUUGUGGGAUCGCGUUUUGAGGAUUCAUGCAGUUUCAAACAAGUCAUUCGUUCCAAUGUAAUAAUACAUAACUUUGAUAUCAAGAUUAAGGCUAGUGACAAAACAAGAGUUAUUGGUACAUGCUCAUAUCGUGGUUGUCCUUGGAGGAUAAGAGCUUCGUUAUGUUCUGAUAGUCAUUCUUUUGAAGUGAAAAAAUUGCAUCCUAUACAUUUAUGCCCAGGGGUGAAUAGAGCUGGGAACAAGCAAGCAACUACAAGUUGGGUUGCACAAGAAAUCCAAGACAUUGUCAAAAGAAAUCCUGAUAUCACACCAAAGGACAUUAGUAAUACCUUGGAGACUACUUAUGGUUUGAGUUUACCUUACAUGAAAAUAUGGCAGUCAAGGGCACUAGCAAGAGAUCAAAUGUUUGGAUCAAUAGAUGAGAACUAUAAGUGGGUUCCAAUGUUGAGGUCUAAAUUACUCAAAAGAAAUCCAGGUUCUCAUAUUACAUAUCAAUGUGACAACAACAACAAAUCCUUCAAGAGAUUCUUUGUUAGUUUUAAAGUUUGCAUUGAUGGUUUCCUCUCUGGUUGUAGAUAUUUAAUUGGUGUUGAUGCCUGCCAUUUGAAAUCAAAAUAUUUAGGUGUUCUACUAUCUGCGAAUUGUCUUGAUGGGAAUAAUGGCCUCUUCACAAUUGCAAUUGCUGUUGCUGAAUAUGAAUCGAAGAAGUGUUGGGAGUGGUUUCUAAAAAAUUUGUCAGAAGCAUUUAGUUCUGAAAUAGAACAUUUGGCCUUCAUAUCUGAUAUGGAAAAAGGGCUUGGUGAAGCUAUAAGGGUUGUUUUUCCAAAAGCCGAACAUAGGGUGUGCAUGAGACACCUAUGGAAGAACAUUAAGAAAUUCUUCCGCUGUGAAGAUGGGAAAAAAUUGCAGAAGUUGGUUUGGACAACCACAAAUAGUUUUAGUGAGCACAUUUUCAAUGCAUCUUUUGAAGACAUCAGAAACCUAAGUCCUAGAGUAUAUUCAUACCUGGUUGGCUUGACAUGUAAAUGGUCUAAAUCCACUUUUUCACACCAUAUUAAAAAUCAUUACAGCACAAAUAAUAUGUCAGAAUCUUUCAAUUCAUGGGUUGAAGAGGCUAGGAGUAAGCCAGUUGUGGAUCUAAUCGACAUGGUUAGAGGAAUGAUGAUGGAGCAACGUUCCCAAAGGAAGUUAAAUUGUAGUUCUUGGAAAGGGCCACUUGUUCCUUGCGUUGAGGAAUACCUACGAGAUGUCACAACAAUGAAAGAUCACUUUAUUAUUCGCCAAUCAACUCCAACCAAGGCUGAGGUUGAAGGAAGAUACGAAAGACAUGAGGUUGAUAUUGAGAACCAUAUUUGUAGUUGUGAAUUUUGGCAAGUGAGUGGAUUUCCAUGGGUGCAUGGUGCAUCAUUCAUUGGAUCAAAACAGUACAAUUUAUGGCAUAGCUAUGUGGACGAUCACUACUACACAUCUAGAUAUAGAAUAACUUAUGAAAAAGCGAUAGGAACACUACGAGGGAAGGAUCAAUGGUCGAUACUUAGUGAUGGAGAGGAGGUUGGACCUCCAAUAUCAAGUAGGCCUCGUGGAAGACCAAAGAAGAGAAGAAUGAAAAACUUAUUGAAAACUACAAAGAAGACAAAAAUGAGUCAUAAGUGUGGACGAUGCAACUCGUGGGGACACCAUAGAAGCACAUGUAAGAACCCUUUAAAUGGCGACGGACCUGGAAAUGAUGAUGCCUUUGAAAUGCCGACAAUAUCUUCUCCACGUGAAAAAAUCCCGAUUAGGCGUGUUGAUCGUGGCUGA